Alligator sinensis (Chinese alligator) is the source of this 902-nucleotide messenger RNA. RefSeq names its product vasotocin-neurophysin VT-like. The transcript has 3 exons. Gene Ontology annotation, molecular function: neurohypophyseal hormone activity. The record is from RefSeq and is a predicted model, not a curated record. The coding region runs from base 36 to 575 and encodes 179 amino acids. Gene Ontology annotation, cellular component: extracellular region; secretory granule. Lineage: Eukaryota; Metazoa; Chordata; Crocodylia; Alligatoridae.
GGUAUAAAGAUGCAGCUGGUUCAGCAAGGAGCCAGAUGCCAACAACAGGCGCUUGGAAGGCAGCAUCGCUUCCCUCUGCGCCCGCCACGAUGCCAGAAGCCUCCCUCCCCGUAUACUUCCUCUGUCUCCUCGCCUUGUCCUCAGCCUGCUACAUCCAGAACUGCCCUCGAGGAGGGAAGCGAGCCUUCCCGGACACGGAGAUCAGACAGUGCAUGCCCUGUGGCCCUGGGAACAGAGGGAGCUGCUUUGGCCCCAACAUCUGCUGCGGGGAGGAGCUGGGCUGCUACGUGGGCACUGCCGAGACCCUGCGCUGCGUGGAGGAGAACUACCUGCCGUCCCCGUGCGAGACUGGGGGCAAAGCCUGCGGCGCGGGGGGCAGGUGUGCUGCCCCCGGGAUCUGCUGCAGCGACGAGAGCUGCGCCAUGGAUCCCGUCUGCCUGGACGAAGACGGCGACAAAAGUCGGCAGCUUUCGGAGAAGAACCUGACCAUCCUGGACGGCUCGGCCGGCGACCUCCUGCUCAAGCUGAUGCACCUGGCCAACCGGAAGCAGCAGGGCAAGCACCAGGGCUACUGAAGGGAGGGCGGCGACGUCGCGAAGCAUUCACGCAGCCGAGGGGGCGCGUCGGGCCCGCAGCCCCCCAAGGGGGCAGGGGCACAAGCCCUUGAGGUCCUUGUAAAUACAUGGCCAAUAAAUAUUUUACUGCACUGCGCUCGUCUGCUCUGUGCUGUGACGCUUGCCCUGGAGGCCUGGGCCGCGGGAGUCCGAUUCACCCAGGGUCCUGCAAACUGGCUUUGAAAAGUAGGGCAUAAACCCCCGCAGGAGACCGACUGCUGAGAGGCCCAGACGGGAGGCCUGUUGCUCCGCAGCCAGUGCAGUCCACAGACGCUUUAGCGCUCGGCC